This is a messenger RNA of Drosophila sulfurigaster albostrigata, 5228 nucleotides long. RefSeq names its product protein bric-a-brac 2 (gene bab2). Gene Ontology annotation, biological process: regulation of transcription by RNA polymerase II. The transcript has 5 exons. Lineage: Eukaryota; Metazoa; Arthropoda; Insecta; Diptera; Drosophilidae. The record is from RefSeq and is a predicted model, not a curated record. Gene Ontology annotation, molecular function: protein binding; DNA binding. Bases 539 to 4057 code for a protein of 1172 amino acids. Gene Ontology annotation, cellular component: nucleus.
CAGUUCGUAUUUAACUUUCGUCGUGAAUGCAACGUUUGUAAGAGGCAGCGAAAGCAAAAACCAGAAACAACAACAACAAAUCGACAAACCGACACACACAACAACAACAACAAUAACAAUAAUAACAACAACAACGAAAACAUUUUCAAAAAACGCCAAAACAUCGUCGCGUGUGCGUGUCUGUGUGUGUGUGUGAGUGCGAGAGUGUAUUUGUGAGUGAAUGAAAAGCAAACGCAAGAAGAAAAUUCAAAAUAAAAACAGAGCGUAAGAAAAAACGAAACAACAACAAAAACAACAAGAGUGCAACAACAUGUGUUGCAUGCGGUGAACAACAACAACAAAAUAAACAACAAACUGUGACAACAACAAAAAUCUAUUUCUAUAUGCGUUAACAACACACAAUUUCUCUCUCUAAAGAAAAAGCAAACCAACAACAAUCUUUAUGAUGUGUUAAACAACAAUAUAAGCCAGACGAUCAUAAAAAAACAGAAAACUGAACACUGAACAGAAGUAAUUGCAAAAACGUAGAGCAAAAAAAAUGGAUAUGACAAAGGACAUCAUGGACUUUGAACAGAAGCUCGACAGCGAGCAAUACGAGCCAAAUGAUUACACAAUGGUCAACAUAGACAUACCAAAGCAGCCAGAGCCGCAAACAGAAAUGGCCUACGAAACGGCCAAGACAGAGGAGCGAGAGUUGGAAGAGACAACCACAACCACAACAACUCCAACAGCAAACACAGAGCAACCAGCAGAAGCUGGCGAAGAUCAGCAAGAGGAGGAGCAGCAACCACAAGAGUUGAAGCUGAAGCUGAAGUUGGAACAGAAAUUGUCACCGAUAGUGAAGGAGGAGGCAAUCACAACAGAAGAGAAACCAAAUCGAAUGAGAACUGUGCUCAAUGAGCAGCCACUGACGCCACCGCCACGUCCUCUCACCUCCAGCGAGGUCGUAGGUCACACCGACUCCGAUGAUCCCGAGUUGCGAGUCCAACUCACAGCGAAGAAAUCCCGCUCUCUGCCUGUGUCCCCGCAGCCUUUGGUCUCGCACAAUCUGUCGGCCAUUGGACUCUUUGAGUUCGGACAACACAACAACAAUAACAACAACAACAAAAAGUUGACAACAAUUAGAUCAACUGAGAAGCCAAAGCUUGGCCAGAAAUUGUUUGCAGCUCCAACACAACGCAAAUCCUCGCCAGUUGGUGGAGAUAAUCAACAGUUUUGUCUGCGCUGGAACAAUUAUCAAUCGAAUCUGACGAAUGUGUUCGAUGAACUGCUGCAGAAUGAAUCCUUUGUGGAUGUGACGCUCGCCUGCGAAGGACACUCGAUCAAGGCACACAAAAUGGUUUUAUCCGCUUGCUCUCCCUACUUUCAAGCACUGUUCUACGAUAAUCCCUGCCAGCAUCCGAUUAUCAUCAUGCGCGACGUCAACUGGAGUGAUCUAAAAGCUCUCGUCGAGUUCAUGUAUAAAGGCGAGAUUAAUGUGUGCCAGGAUCAAAUUAAUCCGUUGUUAAAAGUCGCUGAAACUCUAAAGAUACGCGGCUUGGCUGAAGUGAGCGCAGGUUCGAGUUCUGGGAACAAUGCUGGGAUUGGAGGAACUUCGUUGCUGCCCGAGCAAAGGAUGACUGUCUACGAUGAGGACGAUGAUGAGGAACUCGCUGCCGCAGCUGCGAUUAUCAGAGAUGAGGAGGAUGACGAUGAGCAGAAGCCAAAGCGAGCUCGCUUGUUGGCCAAACUCCAAGCUGAAUCCGCUCUCGAUCUUAAUCAGCGUCAGCGCAAACGUUCCCGCGAUGGCAGCUAUGCCACGCCCAGUCCGCUGCCCUUGCCCCUGCCCCUGCGCUCGGAGUCGCCGCAGCAGCAACGUGCUGGAGUCACUCCUCAACCCUUGGCCAUGACCACAUCGACCAUUGUGCGCAAUCCGUUUGCCUCGCCCAAUCCACAAUCGCUGCAGUCGCAUCUCUCCGGCAGCUCUUCGUCCGCCUCGAGCAGCUCCGGUGGUGGCUCCUCCACAGUUGGCGGUGCCAGCGGCAACUCGGCUGCCUCCUGCAUUAGCUCCGGCUCCGCUGCCGCUGCUGUGUCGAAUGCUUCGGCCGCUUCGGCUGCAGCUGUUGGCAGCUAUCGUCCCAGCGCACGCAGCUGCUCCCCGCCUCCGCCGCCCUCGGCCCACAGCAAUGGCUCCGCCGCUGCCGGAGCCCUCUCCUCGCCCACUGGCAAUCCUUCGGCCUCGUCUAAUGCGCAGUCGCAACUGCCUCCGCACAUGGCCGCCGCUGUGGCCGCUGCUGCCCAUCAUGCCUCCGCCUCAGCUGUGGCGCCUCCGCCGCCUUCGUCGGCCUCUUCGAUGCAUCAUCAUGCUGCAGCUGCCGCAGCUCAGCAGCUGGCUGCUCAGCAUCAGCUGGCGCAUUCCCAUGCAGCCAUGGCCAGCGCCUUGGCUGCCGCUGGCGUCGGUGGAGCUGCUGCUCCUGGCAAUGCGGCUGCUGCUGGAGGAGCUGUAGGCAAUGCUGCAUCCUCGGUGGGUGCUCAUCAUGAUGACAUGGAAAUCAAACCGGAAAUUGCUGAGAUGAUACGUGAAGAAGAGCGGGCCAAAAUGAUUGAGACCGGCGGACAUGGCUGGAUGGGUGCUCCUGCAACAGGCACAUCUGUGGCGGCAGACAGCUACCAAUACCAAUUGCAGUCGAUGUGGCAAAAAUGCUGGAACACUAACCAACAGAAUCUGGUGCAACAGCUGCGCUUUCGUGAACGCGGUCCCCUCAAGUCUUGGCGCCCCGAAGCCAUGGCCGAGGCCAUCUUCAGUGUGUUGAAAGAAGGACUUUCGCUGUCGCAGGCUGCUCGCAAAUAUGACAUCCCGUAUCCGACAUUCGUGCUCUAUGCCAAUCGUGUGCACAACAUGCUGGGACCCUCACUUGAUGGCGGCACUGAUCCCCGACCCAAGGCACGUGGCCGACCGCAGCGCAUCCUGCUCGGCAUGUGGCCAGAGGAACUCAUUCGCAGCGUCAUUAAGGCUGUGGUGUUCCGUGACUAUCGCGAGAUCAAGGAGGACAUGGGUGCGCAUCAGUAUGCCAACGGACAAGCGCAUGGUGCACACUUUGGAUCUGGCAACUCGUCAGCAGCUGCCAAUGGCUACCACAACGCGGCGGUUAAGAUGGCCGCCCAGAACGCGGCGCUUGCACCGCCCGACAGCAGCAAUCCACUGAGCACCAUGACCGAGACCCUGCGUCGUCAGAUCCUCUCGCAGCAGCAGCCGCAGCAGUCGCCGCACGUGCAGUCGAUGAACAUGUACAAAUCGCCAGCGUACUUGCAACGCUCGGAGAUUGAGGAUCAGGUGUCGGCUGCCGCAGCGGUGGCAGCGGCCAAGCAUCAGCAGAACGAGCGACGUGGCACCGAGAAUUUGCCCGACUUGAGCGCUCUGGGACUGAUGGGAUUGCCCGGCCUCAAUGUGAUGCCCUCGCAGCAGGCGCCGCAUCAACGCGGAGCAGGCGGCGGCGGUGGCGGCGGAGGCAGCGGCGGACCAGGUGCUGCCAUGCAUCCCAGUGCUGCGAGCUAUGCGCGAGAAUUAUCCCGAGAACGCGAACGUGAGCGUGAGAUGUCCAGGGAUCGAGAACUAAAGGAGGCGAUGCAUGCCCGACAAUAUGGCAAUCAGUCGCGUGGCUCCAACUCCUCGGCAGGCAGCAAAUCGGCGUCGGGACACGGUGCAUCAUCGAGUCGACCGGGCGCCGCAUCGCCGUAUUCCACGCACUACGCCAAGCAUCAGAGCAAGGAGCAACAACAGCAUCCGAACUAUGCGUACAACAAGCGUUUCCUGGAGAGUCUGCCCGCGGGCAUUGACUUCGAGGCUAUUGCCAAUGGGCUACUCCAAAAGUCGGUGAACAAAAGUCCGCGCUUCGAGGACUUCUUCCCCGGCCAGGACAUGAGUGAACUCUUCGCCACCGCCGACGCCAACGCCGGAGCCGCAGCGGCGGCAGCUGCAGCAGCCGCGGCUUAUGCGCCGUCGCAGGUGCGAGAAUCGCCGCUGAUGAAGAUCAAGCUGGAGCAGCAGCAGGCCACCGAGCUGCCGCAUGAGGAUUGAGUGCGUCGCGGGGUUGGCUCUUUUGAAGAGGCCAACGGCGUAGGAGGCGUAGGAGGUGGAGGAGGAGGAGACACACCACAUCAUUUGGACUGCUAUUUUAACCCCAACGUUUAGUGUUUAGCCUGCUAAGUGCUUAGUUUUCACACAACAAAAAAAAAAAGAGUUGCUAACUGGUUUUUUAUAUGCUUAGUUAUUAUUAUUAUUAGUGUUUAGUGUUUAGGCUUUAGGUUAUAACGGUACGAGUAUUAAACGUUCCCCCUUCCCCCCGUCACAACACACACACACAUGCACUUCGGAACUUUCCUGUAAGGAUAAGAUCUCGCCUAUAUAUUAUUUAUUUUGAAUGCAUUUGUUUUUCUUACGCGCCUUAUUCUUUGCCAAUAUCGAGAGAAAGCAACAAAAAUAUGAGAUAAAAAAAAACAACAUGAAAUAUGAAAUUUAAUAUUAAUAAUAAAGGAUAAUAUUAAAUAAUAAAGAAUGGAAAAACAAUAUAUAGUUACAACUAGAGACUUGUGCAUUUCUUAAAUGUAGUUUACUUUAGCUAAGCACACACAACAAUACACACCACACAAACACAAACACAUUACUAUUCAUAUUCAUAUUACGCAUACGCAGUGUUGUCUUUAAAAUGGUAAGCAAUUAUUAUAUAAAUAUAAUACAUUAAUUACACUACUUUAUAUGUAUACAUACGAUAUAUUAUUAUAAUCGAUAAACAUGCCUAUAUAAAUUACGAUGUAUGUCAAGUAAUUGUAUUUCCAAAUGUAAUUGUAAAUAAUGUACAAAUUUCCAUAGCCGUAGGACAACAUUCACAUAAUAUUAGUUAACACACAUACACACACACACUCACUCGCUCAUCGUAUCCAUGGGUCGCACAUCUUCUAUUCUAUUGUAAUAUUCGUGAAUAAAUGAAAUGUACGAGUAAAUAAUGCAUCUAAUAUUACUUAUAGCGUACAUAUUUACAGCUAAUUUCAUGUAUGUCUAAACACACACAAACACACACUGUCCCAGUGCAGCACACACACACACUCACCCAUGCAUUAAACAUACACACACACCUACAAUAUUUAAGUGCAUAUACAUAUAAAUUGUAUGUUCUUUAUCAUUAUUAUUUUAGUUAAAACUAAAUUAUAUGAAAACUGAAACAGAAUAAAAGUGAAGAAGUAAAUGUAAA